Messenger RNA from Ceratitis capitata (Mediterranean fruit fly), 833 nucleotides. Its product is annotated as chymotrypsin-2-like. Gene Ontology annotation, molecular function: serine-type endopeptidase activity. The transcript has 3 exons. Lineage: Eukaryota; Metazoa; Arthropoda; Insecta; Diptera; Tephritidae. The record is from RefSeq and is a predicted model, not a curated record. Gene Ontology annotation, biological process: proteolysis. The coding region runs from base 40 to 819 and encodes 259 amino acids.
UAAAAACACAUUUAUAUAUAUAAACUCAAUGAAGACAUAAUGUUGACUAGUUAUGCAAUUGCUUUCGCUGCCAUGCUGGGCACGGUUUUGUGUUAUCCCGAGGGUCGUGUCGUCAAUGGAACAGCGACUGCAAUACGAAAAUAUCCAUUUAUGGUUUCGCUGCGCACAGCAAGUGGCGCGCACUCGUGUGGCGCAAGUAUCAUUGCGCCUCGUUGGAUACUCACCGCCGCUCACUGCGUCAACGGGCGCACACCGAGCCAAGUCAGCAUACAAUUCGCAGCGUCAAUUAUUGACCGACGUGGUGCACACUUAGCGCAAGUGAAACGAUUUGUUAUACAUGAGAACUACAAGCCUAGCGGCGCGUAUAUCAACGACAUUGCAUUGGUGGAAUUACAAAACGCGUUGGUAUAUGAUUAUAUACGCAUUGCACCGGUGGCAUUGCCAGAUGCAAAUUUUGAAGUGCCGCAAACGGAGCUUGGUGCCGUGGGUGUGCUGCUCGGUUGGGGUUUAAAUGCGACUGGUGGGGUCUAUAUGGCAACGCUGCAAGAGGUCACCUUGAAAAUAUUCUCCGAUAGCGAGUGUAGUACACGUCAUGAUGGCGAUACGAAUGCCAAUCACUUGUGCGCCGGCGUCGAUGAGGGUGGCAAGGGGCAGUGCACCGGUGAUUCUGGUGGUCCACUGCUCUACAAGGGUUCCAUACAAUUGGGCAUCGUGUCGUGGAGUAUUAAGCCCUGCGGCAUAAAGUAUUAUCCAGGUGUUUUCACUAAAGUUUCGCAUUUUGUUGGCUGGAUACGGCAGCAUGUUGAUGCAGUUGUUUAAAGUUAUUUGAAAAA